AUGACAACACCUCCACCAUCAGGUGGUAGGCCGGCUGGUGCCAUUCGUAGCGGCGGUUCAUGGCGCCAAUCGUCGCCCGUGCAGACACCCGAGUGCACGACACGUACACUCGCCUUUGAUUCGACUGCAUCCCGUGUCCGUGCCAAGAAGCGACGCCGAAGAAUGGCUCAAUCCGCAGCAUUUAUCACUACAAGAAGACCCCUGACGACGGAAGAGGAAGAAGAAGAAGAGGCUAAAGAUCAAGACGACAAAGAUCAAGAACAGGACAAAGAGAAGGAACAAAUGACUAGCAAGAGGAAAAUGAAGAUGGAGGCGAACGUCAUGAGACAUUCGACGGUGUCUGAAGGAGACAGAGAGGACAAUAUUAAGGCCCAUGAGUCACUUUUGACCCAUAGGAAGACGCUGGAACUAUCUCGUGGUCUCCUUUUAGUCCAAGACAAUCGACAAAAGGUAAUCGAAAGACUGCGCCAUUUGGUUAAAAAGUGCUGUGAGCAACAUCACGCUGCAACCGCGCUCUUUUACGCGGAUAAACUCGUGACCAUGUCUCCUAGAGACAAAAAUGACGUACUGCUGUUUGCAGAUGCGUGCUAUUUAAAUCGAGAGUAUCAUCGUGCUAUUCAUGCAAUUAAACAAGCCAGAUUGGUAGAAAUGGAUGGUGUGAAACGAGUUGGAGAGGGGAUGCCAUGUCAUGUGAUGCUGCAGGCAGCUCGGUUGCUCGGGAAAUGUAUGUUGGCGAUCAAACAGAAGGAUGAAUGUUUAGAAUUGUUAGGGGCGAUACUGCCUGAACGAGAGGAAGACGUAGUGCUGUUGGCUAAGAAGGUGCAGCUGCUAAAUGUAGCAGACCCAAAUGCACAGGGAAUCAAUGUGGUAUCGUCGCUAGCACUUUUGAUGGGUGAGACAUUCGAAGCUACUGGCAAUCGCGAGAACGCAAUGGUCUACUUCCGUAUCGCGCUGCGCUGCGAUGUGCAGUGCACGGAGGCAUUCUUUCAUUUAUUUGAUAAGGAAAUGCUGUCGCCGCAAGAAGAGAAGGAGCUUGUUGCGUCGCUAGACUUUUCGUCCGAUGAGAUGCAGUUGCUAGAGCUUUUGUACCAGACGCAUGUUGGAAAGUAUAAUUCGACACGAUCCGUUGACGAGACAUUUACAGAAGUGGAGCAUCGAUUUGGCCUGGCAGACAACUUAGAUCUGAACGUCAUGAAAGCCAAAAAGUUUUAUUAUCGGCAUGACAUUCAGCAGGCACAUGAACUUUGCGAAAGGGUUUGUGAAGAAGACCCAUUCAAUUUCCGUGUAAUUUCGGUCUACGUUGGCACGUUAGUAGAGCUUGGAAAGAAGCGCGAACUGUACCACUAUGCUCACCAAAUGGUAGAUGUUUAUCCCACAAGAGCGUCGGCUUGGUACACAGUAGGCUGUUACUAUCUCUUGAUUCAGAAAUACGAGGCUGCACAGCGAUAUUUUCACAAAGCAACGUCCCUAGAGCCAAGCUAUGCACCUGCAUGGAUUGGAUUUGGGAACUCUUUUGCGGCCCAAGAUGAAAGUGAUCAGGCCAUGUCAUCGUACCGGACGGCUUCCAGUCUCUUUCCAGGUUCGCACCUGCCAUCUCUGUACAUCGGCAUGGAGUAUCUUCGCACCAACAACUUGGUCCAAGCGCAAGAGUUUAUUCGACAGGCAAGUGUAAUUUGUCCUACAGAUCCAUUGGUGUACAACGAGUUGGGUAGUGUAUUCUACAGGCAGGAAGAUUACCCAAAUGCAAUCGAAAUGUUCACCAAGGCCUUACACCUGUGCAAGGGCCUCCCUGAGCGACUGAUGGAGGCGUGGGAGCCGACGCUCUUCAACCUUGGAUAUUCGUACCGUAAACUCCGGAAGUUUGACCAGGCGAUUCAUUAUUUCCAGAGUGCACUCCGGCUAUCACCUCGGAACGCAUCGAGUCUAGCUGCACUUGGCUUCACCUAUCAUAUGAAGGGAUGUCUAGAGCAAGCCAUCGAAACCUACCAUGCGGCCCUUGCAUGCUCUUCUGAAGAUACUCUGGCAGGGUCCAUGAUCACUGUUGCGUUUGGGGAAUCGCUGUCUGGCGGGCUUGCUUCAUUCCCUGAAUUCGCGAAGCCGCCACCGAAAGAUGCUCCGAUGACAAGUGGUCUCACCCCCCUUAGAGUUCGUCGUUCAGCAGCACCUCGACGGCAACGCACAUCUCUCCCAACGCAUGGACCGAACCUACAGCAGCCUCGCACGCAGUCGACUGUCAGCGUGCUCGAGCUCGACUUUCCGAGGAUAGCUCCGUAA
This is a messenger RNA of Peronospora farinosa, 2274 nucleotides long. NCBI's taxonomy places the organism in Eukaryota, Oomycota, Peronosporomycetes, Peronosporales, Peronosporaceae. The record is from the annotation of a GenBank genome assembly.